AUGUGCGACGCCUGCCUGAACAACAUCUACUGCUCCCAGAACAGAUUCCAGUGCACUGAGUGCUACGACUAUGACCUCUGCUUAUCCUGCUUCCGGAGUGGCCGAGAAUCCAAAUCCCACAAAAGUUCUCAUGCCAUACGUCACAUUCUAAAGACCGAGGUGCUCAAGCCAGACGACUUCAUCCCUCCACAUGACGACGUCAAUCCAGAGCAAAGUGCGGAUCAACUCAAGACCUUCAUCACCUUGGAGCCCGACGUCAACCGGCCUGAAAGUGAAAUGCGCUGGCACUUUCUCCAUGGGGCUGAUAGCCAUCUACGAUACCUCACAGCAACGGUCGAGCCAGGUCACUAUGCUGCUCACCUUACUAUCCUGACUCGUUUGUCAGGCUUGCUGAAUCAGGCUGGACUGGAUGAUCUCAAGGAAGAGGGGCUAGGGUAUCUCCGCGUUGGGCUCGGUACCUUGAGAAACAAGAAACAAUUUUUCAGGACACGUUAUCAGGAAGAGUCGUUUGCGUCGCUCGUCCUGGAGGAAGGGCAGAUGAUCGACAAGAUGCUCGAUCGCUACUGGUGGACCGUGGUCAAGCUCCCGGGAGACGGAGAGCCUGUAGUUUUACAUGCGGAUUGCGUUUUCUCGCUGGAGACUCCCGAGGACUUGGGCCUGAUCGUCCAGUGGUCUGGCAUUAGAGCAUUCGCAAGCGGGAACGAGGCUACUGUUUCGAUCAAUGUUGCAGAUAUUCGUCUCUACGAUAUACGAGACUUCACGGAGCCUCUGAAAGUCCCUCCUGAGCAACCUCCCACCGUUGCAUCUCCACAGCCUCCCAUCGCUACACCAGCACCAGCACCCGAAGCUCCCGUACCCACUCCGCCUACCCAAGCUGCAGACGCUGGCGAUGAAGAAAUCACAGCAGAAGAGCUUCUUUCUGCCCUCCUGCAAAUUCAGCAAAGCGUAGAAGAUGCACGACAACGCGCACAACUCGAAGCGGCCAUCAAGCAACGCUUGAAACAGCAAGAAGAAGAAAGGCAAACUGCAGUCUUCAAUUACAUGUUUGCCAAAGCCAUACAGGAGCAGGCUAUACUAGAGCAGGAACGGCAAGAACAAGAAGAAGCUAGGAGGUUCCUCAGAUUAAUGGGCUUCAAUAUUUGA
This is a messenger RNA of Didymosphaeria variabile, 1143 nucleotides long. RefSeq lists its product as uncharacterized. The record is from RefSeq and is a predicted model, not a curated record. Gene Ontology annotation, molecular function: zinc ion binding. Bases 1 to 1143 code for a protein of 380 amino acids. The transcript has 2 exons. NCBI's taxonomy places the organism in Eukaryota, Fungi, Ascomycota, Dothideomycetes, Pleosporales, Didymosphaeriaceae.